Molecule: messenger RNA, 576 nt
Organism: Penicillium bovifimosum
Lineage: Eukaryota; Fungi; Ascomycota; Eurotiomycetes; Eurotiales; Aspergillaceae
Exons: 1
Coding region: 1-576 (191 amino acids)
Source: RefSeq, a predicted model, not a curated record
AUGGCUUCCAUCGAUCUCAGCCCAAGCUACGUGGUGUCAGCAAUCCCUCGAGCACCCACAUUCAGCCCACCUAGCCACCCUGAAACCGCCAUUGACCUCCACCUGGCCAAUGUUGUAUCUACUAGCCCUCGACUACCCACCUUUACACCACCGAGCUUCCUGCCAAUCAACAUCAACCUCACCAUAGACCUUCCUAGCCUCCGGGAAGUCUUCUCCACUGAGGCCGCCCCUCACCCGGCCACUUCAGUCUCUCCUGAGGCCGCUUUUCCCCCGGCCAAUUCAGUCUCUUCUGCGGCCGCUUCUCCCUCGGCCAAUUCCACCUCUCCUCGGGCCGCUUCUCCCCCGCCAAUUCAGUCUCUUCUGAGGCCGCUUCUCCCCGGGCCAAUUCCACCUCUCCUCAGUCCGCUUCUCCCCCGGCCGCCGCUAUUCCACAGCCCGCUGGCCAUCGCCGAGUACGAUGCCAACGCAAUGUGGAGCAAGUGCUGGGUCCUCCCAGGAAGCGAGGUCAUCUCCACCCAUGCCACCACUCACGACGCCGACAUCGAGAUUUGGACGCAAGUCCCCUCCUUCCUUUAA